This is a messenger RNA of Vitrella brassicaformis, 881 nucleotides long. Lineage: Eukaryota; Vitrellaceae. The record is from the annotation of a GenBank genome assembly.
UUAAUUGGUGAGGUCGCGAAAUGAGUAUCCCUCUGUCUCAUUCGCCACCUGCAGGGACAGAAAACGGUCACACACGGAGAGAAGAUUGAUCAUCGCUUACCCUGGCAAAGUCUCGGUCGGUGAAUGUGUGGCCUUUGGUGUUCUGACUCAGCAGCUUGCGCAUCAGGGCCUCCCGGCCGGCCUGGUCUGGAAGAGGGACGUACGUGCGCAGAAGGAGGCGAUUGAGUAAGGCCGGGUCCAGGUAGGUCCCAAGGUCGCUUGGUGGCCCCGAUGACCUGGACCUGGUCCUCGCCCAUCGUGAGGCCGUCCAUUUGUGUGAGCAGCUCUCCCUUGAUGCGACUGCAUGCGAUGCACCGACAGGCACACAAAGGUCGAUACGGGCAAGUGUGCAAAUACACACGAUAUGGAAUUACUUGGCCGUUUCAUUGCCGAGCGGGGCACACUCACGGGCCACCUACGGAGAGGGCCUUGACGAGUCGCUCGCUCUCACCAUACCUACACCCACACAGUAGCGCAGAUGCAGACAGACAGACAGACAGACGGACACACACACGCGCACACACACACACACACACACAGACAGAGAGAGAGGCGCAAUAUCCCAGAGUGAAGAGACACAAAAGAGGGAGGCGAUGAAGGACGUACUUUUUCGAGCCGAGUGAGGCCGCGUCAUUGAAAAACGUGGCCUUGCACUGAUCGUCAUCAAAGGAAGAACAACGAGUGCAUAUGCAUGCACAAAGCAAGGCCUGGUUGACCUGAGAGGCCACCGCUUUGGCCGCCAUCGUCUUGCCCUUGCCUGGCGGCCCGAACAGCAGCAGGCCCUCGAAAGGCGCCAGCAGUCCUCUGAACUCUCCUCGGUAUUUCGUGGGCCACACGAACAU